Molecule: messenger RNA, 880 nt
Organism: Orbicella faveolata
Lineage: Eukaryota; Metazoa; Cnidaria; Anthozoa; Scleractinia; Merulinidae
Molecular function (GO): protein binding
Source: RefSeq, a predicted model, not a curated record
AUGGCCACUUCGACUACAAUGCAGCUGAAAUCUAAAGGCUUUAGAUUUCAGCUGCAUUGUAAUCGAAGUGGCCAUUAAAACGCUUAUAAUUAUAAAGGGUGGCCGCAGAGGGAAUUUUACAUGGAGUAUUUUGCGAAUGUGGGAAAACACUUUACUAUCCGGAAUAACCAUAUUUUAUCCGUAGGAUCAUCUCUGGGGCCCCAUGGAAAGAAUGUUUGUUUUUUAUUCCAUAGGAUCAUCUCGGGGGCCCCGUGGCCCAAAGGGGGAGAAAGGGAAUCCAGGCUCUCCCGGCCCAACGAUGGUGGUGACGGGUGACCCUGGUCUUCCAGGAACACCCGGAUUCCAGGGACGCCCCGGUCCCUCCGGUCCCCCAGGGCAAAAAGGAGAACCAGGGAGAUCAAUACAGGGACCACAGGGAUCCAAAGGAGCACCUGGACCCCCCGGUGAACCUGGACGCCCAGGUAUUGGCGCCUCGCCAGAGGAUCUAGAACGAUUAAGGAAUCAGGUGAAACAGUUAUCCGCUAUAGUCGCUGAACUGGAUGAAAAAAUUUCGAGAUGUGAGUGUACAGCAGGGACGGGUCGCCUGGCCGUGAACAUGAAGGAUGACGUUACUAUGUCGCCAAUAACAGUCACCACAGAAGGCCUGUUUGCUCCUCCUGCUCGUUAAUCUUAACAUGGCUACAUUCAACGCCAUACCAUGCAAAGUUCUGAGAGCACAUCUCAAGAAGUUACAUGCAGCUUACGUGAUGCUUUAUUAUAAUUAAUAAUAAACUUUAUCAACGCGUCAAUGCAUUUAGCACAGAGCUAUUAAAUAGACCAUUUUACAGUUGUCUGCUCAGUGACCUGGCCUUUGGAUGGCAGCGAGACUGGAGUUGACCUU